ACAGUUUUUGCUAUAGUGUGUAUAUUUCUCAACUCCUUUUCUUUGUUUCCAAGAGUACCUAGCUUUAUGGCUUUCUGCCACAAUAUCUCUCUUUCCGGCAGUCUUCCGGCCAACUAUCCGCCGGAGCAACAUGUUCUUUGCAGCCUUGAUGACCUCCUUUCCGGCCAUUCCGUGGAAGAAGUUGAUGUUAACAUGGAAUGGCUAUCAAUAUUUGUGGAAGAUUGUUUAUCAAGCAGUGGAAAUUGUAUCCCGCCACCACUAAAACCCCCCCAGAGUACAACUUUUAAAGCAGAAGGUACCACACCAGAACAAGCAAAAGUAAAAGAAACUAAUUCGAUGCUUAAAAUAGUUGUACCUAGCAAGGCAAGGAGCAAAAUAAAAAGAAGCCCAAAAUGUUGGUCUAAGCCCAAAAUGCUGCAUCAACAUUAUUGGUUAGCUGAAAGUGACCCAAAAAAAUGUACAACUCAUAACAGCAUUGGAUUUGGCACUAGUAGUAGUAGUUCCGGGCAGGGGCAAGGAAGGAAAUGUACACAUUGUCUCUCACAAAGAACCCCACAGUGGAGGGCAGGGCCAAAAGGACCAAAAACAUUGUGUAAUGCAUGUGGAGUGAGAUAUAAGUCGGGCAGGCUGCUGCCCGAAUAUAGACCAGCCAAAAGUCCUACCUUUGUGAAUCAUAAACAUUCUAAUUCUCACAAGAAAGUGUUGGAAAUGAGAAUGUCUAUUAUCCUAUAAUGUAGUAAUUCUACUUUAUGCUAGUUCGUUAGUACAAUAGUAGUAUUUUUGUUCCAUCUUAAACCAUAUGUACAAAUUAGCGUUGAUGGGAUUUAUGUUUUAGAAGUAUUAAUUUCUUUAGUUAAUGGGAUUAGUAAUUACUUGAUUUUUCUUCAAAA
This is a messenger RNA of Erigeron canadensis, 890 nucleotides long. RefSeq names its product GATA transcription factor 2-like. NCBI's taxonomy places the organism in Eukaryota, Viridiplantae, Streptophyta, Magnoliopsida, Asterales, Asteraceae. The record is from RefSeq and is a predicted model, not a curated record. The transcript is spliced from 2 exons. Gene Ontology annotation, biological process: regulation of DNA-templated transcription. Bases 67 to 732 code for a protein of 221 amino acids. Gene Ontology annotation, molecular function: sequence-specific DNA binding; zinc ion binding.